Messenger RNA from Moneuplotes crassus, 1077 nucleotides. NCBI's taxonomy places the organism in Eukaryota, Ciliophora, Spirotrichea, Euplotida, Euplotidae. The record is from the annotation of a GenBank genome assembly.
AUUUCAAAUUUGAACGAAAAGCAUGCAAGAAUGCUCUUGAAGAUACUCAGACCAAAGACAGCAAGACAAAGAACCAGCAUGUUUGCUAGAAAGCCUCUAAAAUCAAAGCCUAAUAACCAAAAAGCCAAAGAAAGCAUCACCUCGACUAAAGAUAGCCGGAGGAAGAGACCUUCUUCUCAUUAUUAUCAGAGAAAAACUCAAAACAAAUGAGAUUUCUCUACUUCAAUAUUCUCUAAAGUCAAUGAUUUUGGGCAGACUGCUCAAUUUAUUGAAGAGGAGACUAUGCACUCUGUUUCUAUAGUUCAUGCCUCUCAAUCUCCAAAUAAUAGAUCAAUCAAAAAGCCUGUCAUGUUCAAUAAAAAGGAGUUGAGAGUGAAGCAAAAGAGGGUAUCAAGAGGGAAGAAGAAGCAAACGCUUUCCUUCUCUGUUGCACUAAAGGACUCUAAAGCCCAGGCAUCGAUAGCUCCUUCAGUGUACAACAACAGAGAAAAAACUGUGCUCAAGACCAUAAUAAAAUAACUGGAAGAACAAAAUUCAAAGUAUGGAGACCAAGCUAGAUAAGAGGAAUCAAACCUUGCAAGAUCAAUUAUGAGGCAAAGAGGGGAAAUAGACAAGCAGAUAGGCUUUAUAUCGCUAUACAGGCUGCUAAAGGAGAAAAUGAAGGAUUGAGUAGAAAAAUUGAGGCAAGAAAAAUCAAAAAGAAGCACCUUGAGACAAAGCUAUCCAAGCUGAAGCAAAUUGUAGAACUCAUGAAGGGCUUAUAAAGAACAACAAAGAUAUUGGAAAAGAAAUAAAGGUUUUCAACGUGCUUGAUCUGCGUAAAAUUGAGUACUCUGGAACCCAACAGAGAAAAGAUGUAAUUGAUGCCAACGAAGAAAGGAUAAACCAAAUGGCCGAAGAAGAGGAAAUACUGAAAAACUUGAAAUACAAUAUUUUAGACCUAGACCAUGAAAUGCAAAUGGACUUAGAGUCAAAUGAUAAAGAGAAAGUUGAGAAGAAUGUAGCCAAAAUGAUGGAUGGAGUAAUCCAAAGAUUCUCGCAAGAGAAGUAAGAUAUUAAGAUAUUUCAACAUUUGAG